AUGGAUGCCUUCAUAUGGAGCCAUCGCCCGCCGUCGUCGACGCUUCGUGCGUUCGUGCUCCACAGCUUCGUGGUGCUCGUCGUGACCGUGCUGCUCCUCGCCACCGUGCUCACCAUGAACAUUGCACGCAUCGAGGAAGCCAUUGGAUUUCCAGCCUCAAACAAGACACGUCGAGGAUUGCUGAGCCACGCGUCCGAGCGAUUGUUGUUCUGCGAUGCCAAGCAAUGUGAAUACGAAGCGCGAUUCCUGAACGCGAGCGUGGACUGGUCGCUGAAUCCGUGCGACGAUUUCUACAAGUACGCUUGCUCCCGCUGGAAAGGACGCCACCACGUGCCAAACUACAGCGACGAGCGCUCCCUGUUCACCGUGCUCAGACGGACGCUCGACAUGGACGUGCUGAGCAUACUGAACGCGACUCUGCUCCCAGAAGAGCUACAGACGCCCAACCAGAAGGCUGCGGCUCUGUUGGCAGGCUGCAUUGAUAGGCGCCGACUGAACCGUCUAGGCGUGGCUCCAUUUGCCCGCGUGCUGGAUCGGCACGGUCUUUCCGGAUGGCCGCACUCGAACCCGAAGCCUCCCGAGCCGGCGCUGCUCGUGGGUGAGCUUACCCGACGACUGCGGCUCCAAACGUUCUUUUCAACCACCGUGUCCGUGCAUCCCAAGGACGUCUCGCGCCGUAUGAUCCACUUGGACGAGCCGCAGACGCUGUUAUCAAAGCCGAUGCUCCUGGAGAUGAACGUGCUGGAGAAAUACCGCCUGCUUGUGACCAAGAUGAUGCAUGUGUUCCGGGACAGCGACGAGAACAUACCGAACAACGUCCUGCAAAUGGAGAUACAACUCGUCAUGGCAACUGAUCUCACUUGGAAGCGGAAACGCAAGCACGCCGUCAGAGUCAACCUGGGCAGCUUGCCAAAGUCUCACAAGUGGAAUUGGGCGCUCUUUCUGAAGACCAUCGCGGGAGAUUUGCUGGACGUGAGCAACGACACGCAGGUGGUCUCGGGAAGUCCAGAGUUUUUCUCACGUCUAGCGAGCAUACUGAACAACGCCUCGAGGAAGGUGAUCACGGACUACGUUGCCUGGCGCCUCCUGGUGCACAUGGCGCCUUUCCUACCGGACGCCUUCCGACCCUUGGCGGCGUUGUCCAGAAAUGCCGACGAAGAGGAACGGAGCACCGCCAGCGCGUUCGCGACGCCCCCCAGGUGGCGCACCUGCUACGACCGCGUGGCUGACCUCAUGCAAUAUGCCGUGGCCGCCGCCUACGCGCAGCGGUUCCUCGUGGGCAAGGCGAGCGCGCUACGCAAAGACGUGAAGAAGAAGUACGCCCUGUUCAGCGAGCGCGUCCUCGACGUGGUACGAAAGUCGCGCUGGAUCCACCCCAAGUCGAGCCAAGUCAUUCAGCAGAGGCUUCUGUCUGUGACGCCCUACUUUCUAUACCCCUCAUUCGUGGAAAAUGACUACGCCAUCUCAGCUUUUUAUCACGUGGUUCCUGAUGUAAAAAUAGGAGCUGUCCUUGAGAGCUACUACAACACCCGAACAGCGCUGAACGACCACUACUGGCAGUGGCUCGUGGAGGACUGGAUCGGCCCAGAGUGGGAGGCACCGUUCCUGAGACCUCAGGUCUUCUUCAACCAGGAAUUCAACACACUAGCCGUCCCGUUUGGAAUACUCCAGAGUCCACUGUACUACACCAACAUGCUACCGCCGGUCGACGCUGCACGGUUUGGGUUCCAGCUGGUCAGGGAGCUGACACGAGCUUUCUUUGCCAGUGGGCCCUUCUACAAGGAACGCAAGAACGUGAAGAAGCCGUGGGACCGACUGACGCAGGAGGAGUUCAAGAGCCGUUACAACUGCUUCCUCCACCAGUACGGCGAAGUCUACGGCAAACAGAUAAAUCCUUACGCUUCGAUAACCGAAAACAUACUGGACAACGCGGCUCUUCCACUCGCUUAUCGGGUGUAUCGCAAGCUCGUGCGGAGGAGCCGCAACUUGGGUGCCUCGGACUGGGUACUCAAGCAGCUCCCCGAGGUCUCGUCUGACCGAAUAUUUUUCUUGGCUUUCGCCACGAUGUUCUGUGAUUUGAAGCGGACCAGAGCCCUUAAGAUGCAACUGACGCACGGACCAUACAGUCCAUCCAAUUAUAGGGUGAACGUGCCCUUGAUCAACUUCCCCAAGUUUGCUCACGCCUUCGGAUGCGGCCCCGAGGACGCCAUGGUGCGCGAGGAGCAGUGCAACUUGUGGGACUGAUAGCGAGCCAUCGCUACGACGACAUCUUUAUCAAGGCGCCAAAGUAAACUAUAUGG
Messenger RNA from Rhipicephalus sanguineus (brown dog tick), 2300 nucleotides. RefSeq names its product neprilysin-1-like. The coding region runs from base 1 to 2244 and encodes 747 amino acids. Gene Ontology annotation, biological process: protein processing. The record is from RefSeq and is a predicted model, not a curated record. The transcript is spliced from 22 exons. Gene Ontology annotation, cellular component: plasma membrane. Gene Ontology annotation, molecular function: metalloendopeptidase activity. Lineage: Eukaryota; Metazoa; Arthropoda; Arachnida; Ixodida; Ixodidae.